GGCUGCUGGAAAGGGGCGGGACGUAAGAUAUCCUAUGUCAUCAACUCAAGGCGCUUUGUUGUUCUUUCGGGGCAGAAAACAGGGAUAAAUACACCCAAGAAAAGAGCCCUGGAGGAGGAUUAUUCUUCUUUUGGUUUAAUAUAGUUAAAAGACGACUACACGAGGAGUCAAACUGAUGUCGUUUGGUGAAAAGUGGAGUAUUCUGAGGACCAAAGCAGCUCAGCGGUGAGCUAGCAUUAGCCUCUUCGGGAGGAAGGAAUUCCAGGGAAGAAAUCUGUGCUGGGAUGCUUCACGGAAGUUAAGGAAAAACUGUAUUUAACAGUUCCGCGUGGAAACAUGGCACUGUCCACUUCAACUGUGCCUCAUUCUGAGUUAAAUCAACUUAAAGGAAAAAGUAGAUGGUGAUUCUGUAACGCUUAACGUGCGAGUUCAGCUACGUAGCCUUCAGUUGGAAGUCUUUCAAAAUGGCGGAGUGUUGGCCCAUUCCUUCGGCCCUUGUCUUCAUGCUGUUGAGUCUGAGUGCCUGUGCUGCUGAUGGGUCUUGUCCUGCUCUAUGCUCGUGUUACCAAGGGCAGGAUGAAGUCCAUGUUCUGGACUGCAAUAGGAAAAAGCUGUCAGCGGCCCCCAUGGAUCCACCAGAGGGGAUCACACAAGUCACCAUGAAUCACAAUGAUCUGACUGUUCUCCCCUUCCUUGGAGACAUAUCCUCGAAUGUCACCUCGCUGUCAUUAGUCCACAAUCGGAUCUCCGAGCUGUUGAUGCAUCAGCUGCAGCCGUACCUUCUGCUGGAGACGCUGGACCUGACUUCAAACUCCAUAUCAGAGCUUAGAGUUGGAUCCUUCCCCUCCAUGCAGCUGAAAUAUCUGAAUUUGAGUAACAAUAAGAUCAGCGUUCUCGAGCCCGGCUGCUUUGAAAACAUCUCCAGCUCUCUGCUGGUGCUGAAGCUGAACAGGAAUAGAUUAGUUGUGCUGCCAUCCAAAGUCUUCAAACUUCCACAGCUCCAGUUCCUUGAAAUGAAACGUAAUAAGAUCAAAAUAGUGGACAGCUUGACUUUCAAAGGGAUGGAGUCACUGAGGUCACUGAAGAUGCAGAGGAACGGCAUCACCAAGCUCAUGGAUGGAGCCUUUUUUGGGCUGAACAACAUUGAAGAAUUAGAACUGGAGCACAACAACUUAACUGAGGUCGCCAAAGGUUGGCUGUAUGGCCUGCGCAUGCUGCGUGUGCUGCGGGUCAGCCAGAAUGCUGUCGGCAUCAUCCGACCGGACGCCUGGGAGUUUUGCCAAAAGCUGGAAGAACUAGACUUGUCCUUCAACCAUCUAACCAGGCUGGAGGAGACCGCCUUUGUGGGAUUAGGUCUCCUGGAGAGCCUGAACCUGGGAGAGAACUCCAUCAGCCAUUUAGGAGAGGGAGUGUUUGGUGGUUUGGCAAGCCUGCGCACUCUAGAUAUACGCAACAAUGAAAUCUCCUGGGCCAUUGAGGACUCCAUCGGUGUGUUUGAGGGGAUGAAGAAGCUGAACACGCUAAUCCUCCAGCGGAACAAAAUCAAAUCCAUCACCAAGAAAGCGUUCGAGGGUCUGGUCGAGCUGGAGCACCUGGAUCUCAGCAAGAACAGCAUCAUGUCUAUACACCCCGAGGCGUUGUCCCACAUGAAGCUCAAAGUGUUUGUGCUGAACACGAGCAGCCUGCUGUGUGACUGCCACAUGCAGUGGCUGGGGCCUUGGCUGAUUGACAGCCCGUUCCUGCAGUCUGUCUCCGCUAUCUGCGCUCAUCCUGCCAGCCUGCUCGGCCGCAGCGUCCUGUCUGUCAGCCCGGAGGAGUUUGUCUGUGAUGAUUUCCCCAAACCUCUGAUCACAACCCACCCAGAGACGUCUGUGGCUCUGCGGGGGAACAACGUGACUCUGAGCUGCAUCGCGUCCAGCAGCAGCGACUCUCCGAUGACCACGGCUUGGCGGAAAGACGGCGAGGUUCUGUAUGACGCUGAGGUGCAAAACUACGCCCGCUACCAGGAGGGGGAGCUGAUCUACACUACCGUGCUCCAUCUCCUUAAUGUCAACUUCACCGACGAGGGGCGAUACCAGUGUGUGGUCUCCAAUCACUUCGGAUCCAACUACUCCAACAGAGCCAAGCUGACGGUCAACGAGCUGCCAUCCUUCCUAAAGACUCCCAUGGACCUGACAAUCCGGACCGGGACGAUGGCCAGGCUGGAGUGUGCCGCUGAAGGCCAUCCAUCACCCCAGAUUGCCUGGCAGAAGGACGGGGGCACAGACUUCCCCGCUGCUCGGGAGCGCAGGAUGCACGUGAUGCCAGACGACGACAUCUUCUUUAUCGCUAACGUGAAGACGGAAGACAUGGGGGUGUACAGCUGCACGGCUCAGAACGCAGCUGGCAGCCUGUCUGCAAACGCCACCCUCACCGUCCUAGAAACUCCAUCCUUCAUGCGGCCGCUGGAGGACAGAACUGUGGCCCGCGGCGAGACUGCAGUGCUUCAGUGUAUCGCCGGAGGCAGCCCCGCUCCUCGUCUGAACUGGACCAAAGACGACGGGCCUCUGGUGCUCACAGAGCGCCACUUCUUUGCAGCGGCCAACCAGCUCCUCAUCAUCGUCGACGCUGGUCCUGCUGAUGCUGGGAAGUACACAUGCAUCAUGUCUAACACUCUGGGAACAGAACGUGGUCACAUCUACCUGAGCGUCUCACCAUCACCGAACUGUGACACGGGGACGGGAUACGACCAAGACGGAUGGACCACUGUGGGCAUUGUGGUGAUCGUGGUGGUGUGCUGUGUGGUUGGAACCUCACUGGUCUGGGUCAUCGUCAUCUAUCACAUGCGCAGGAAGAGCGAGGACUACAGUAUCAGCAACACAGAUGAGAUGAAUUUGCCUGCAGACAUCCCCAGCUACCUCUCCUCUCAGGGAACUCUGUCUGAACCUCAGGAAGGCUACAGCAACUCUGAGGCCGGCAGCCACCAGCAGCUCAUGCCUCCUCUCUCCAACGGAUAUGUGCACAAAGGAACAGAUGGUGUUUGUUACGGAGACACAGGCAGCGAGGUGGAGACUGAGGGACACGGAACGCUGCACUGCAGGGUCGGGGCUCUGUUCACCGGGCGGAGCAGCUUCCAUCCUGGAGACACCCGAGAGGGACUCUCUGGACUUCCUACAGGUGGAGCGGGUCCUCUGGUCAUCUGCUCCGACUGCUACGACAAUGCCAACAUCUACUCUCGCACGCGGGAGUACUGUCCCUACGCCUACCUGGGAGAGGAUGACCCGCUGGACAAGUCUCUGCCGGGUCUGAAGGAGAGCUUCAGCGAGCACGCUCAGCACGAGGACGCGGCCCUCGAGAGCCUCAUCAGCAACCAGGACUCCUCCGUCUUUCUCACCUCGCACGAAACAAGGCUGAGCAGCCACACUCCCCCGGAGUGCUACACUAAUGAUUCUCUAAGCAGGUCAUUCUGGGGAGACAGGGAAGAUCCUUCCUCAAAACCCCACCCAGGAGCGUCCCAGCACCCGGUGACGGUUCACAGGACGCCUCCUCUGACCUCGGCUGCUGACGGAGCAGACGAGCAGAGUGAAGCAGAGCGAAACUGUUUUCCCAACCAACACACACAAGACCACAGAAGUGCCUCUAAUAGGACUAACCCUCAGGAGCAUCCAGCUCCCACAUAGGUUCUUAACACUUCACCUACGCUCUGCCUCUGACUCCUCUUAGCUGCAUCCCCCACAGCCCCCCACCCACUACCUCCAAAGAGACUCCUCACACUCUGCCAAAGAUGCUCUCUUGUAUGUUUACAUUCCUCUCUGGCUCAAGAGGACAUAUUAACGGUCUCCACUGUGGAAAGACUGCCGCGCCUGGCAGGAGAAAUAGAUCUUUAGUUAAAGGGACCUCCACCUUGACACCUCCAGCUCUGCAGGACGCCUUUUCUCCUCCACUCCUCUUUGUUCUCUUCCACGAGGAGGCAAUGAAUGUAUGCUUUAAAGAGCCGUGUCGGAUGCUGCCGCGCAAGAAGACACGUUUGAUUCUUUUAUAAGCUCUCUCCUCAAUCCACGCUGUUGCUGCUGCUGCUGUGGGGAUGAAAUUUUCUCUCUUCAUUCCUGGUACGGAUGCCCAAUGGAGAGAACGUGACUCUGGGAGAAAAAGACAACCCUCUUAUUCCCACGUGAGGAACACAAGGGGUUAAAGUAGAAAAGUUCUCCGACCAGCAGUUUGUGGUUGGGAGAGAACAGUGAAUAGGUACGUCCUACAUUCCUGCAGCCAUCCUGACUGACUGACUCUAUGCUCUCUGCUCUCCUGUUAUGCAAAUUCUAGAGACACUGACACCAAACUGU
Molecule: messenger RNA, 4319 nt
Organism: Notolabrus celidotus (New Zealand spotty)
Lineage: Eukaryota; Metazoa; Chordata; Actinopteri; Labriformes; Labridae
Gene: lrig2
Product: leucine-rich repeats and immunoglobulin-like domains 2
Exons: 18
Coding region: 465-3659 (1064 amino acids)
Molecular function (GO): protein binding
Source: RefSeq, a predicted model, not a curated record